AUGUCGCGACCGAAGAAGCCCACACACGCGGCUGUGACGCGCUUCGUCGAGACGUUUCUACCACUGAAAGAGAACGAUGUCCAGCGACUCUACCACGUACCACGACAUCCUCGAUACGACGCCCAGACGGCUGUAGUCGAGCAGAUUGUGCUGAGCGUUACUCCUACGCCAGGCGUCUACUCAUUGAUCGGCUACCCACUAGACGAGAGCACGAUCGGCGCAACGGCCACCAUCCCCAAGAUAUAUCCUCGGCCGCCACGGACGCUGUGCUUACUGCAUCGACCCUUCAACCUCGAUAGGCGCAGUGUGCGCAAAGGGACGCUCGUACUUUCGAGUCACACGUCUUUUGAUGAGGUGCUCACGGUGGGUUGGAACACGGUGCUGGCAGAACGUUUGGGAAUAAAGACGACAGACUGUCUUUGUGUCCAGGGCUACAAGGGAGACCCUCAGAGGAAGAUUGGGAUUGUAGGCCAGGUCUCUACACCUCUUCACAAACUUCUUGGUCGCAUACAGGUCGAGUUUGGUGAGUCAGAACUCGCGCAAGAAGGGCGCUCGGGCGAGAUUAGUAUCGUCGCGAUCAUGAACGCGUUUAACGAGGACGAGGUGCAUCGCGUGUUGGCAAUGGCUCAGGAGCGUGGCUGGAUAGCAGAAGGUGGAGAUGGUAGCCAUGUCCUUUACUUGACUGGCCAACCAAGAGCCAGUGGCAUAGAAGCCGCGAAAGCGCUGGGCAUGUCGGUAGCCUGCGUGGGGCAUCGGCAAGCUGAGGACUGGGGUAUACACUUUCUAGGUGAAGAGCUCAGGAAGGAAUUUCCUGGUACACAAGUGAAGGAGAUUUACGAGGAGGAGAUACCUAUUGUAAGAGAGAAGAAAGUACCUAUCGUACAACAUGUUGGUUAA
Molecule: messenger RNA, 897 nt
Organism: Alternaria alternata
Lineage: Eukaryota; Fungi; Ascomycota; Dothideomycetes; Pleosporales; Pleosporaceae
Exons: 1
Coding region: 1-897 (298 amino acids)
Cellular component (GO): cytoplasm
Source: RefSeq, a predicted model, not a curated record